Molecule: messenger RNA, 279 nt
Organism: Pneumocystis carinii B80
Lineage: Eukaryota; Fungi; Ascomycota; Pneumocystomycetes; Pneumocystales; Pneumocystaceae
Exons: 3
Coding region: 46-279 (77 amino acids)
Source: RefSeq, a predicted model, not a curated record
AACUCUGUUUCGAAAUCGAUAUUUUUUCAUAUAUUUUUAUAUUUUAUGCAAAAACUUGAGUUUGAUGAGGUUUUACCUCUUGAAAAAAGAUUAUUACUUAAUUAUUCUGAAAAAAAAACAUCCUCUCAAUCAACUAAAUUGCCUGUUAAACCUAUAAUUAAACGUCCUGAACCAACUCCUCUUUUUAAGCGACUAGAAUUUUUUAUACCACAAAUGCAUAAAUCAAAUCAAGAAUUAGCAGAAAAAAAAUUAAAGGAUCAACUCAUAAUAGAAGAAUAG